AUGGAGAAGCACACGUUGGCUCCGCGGGACGUGGAGCAGGCCGCCCCCUCGCACCCGCCCGUUGCGGCUCCCACGCGGGCGGGCAGGGCGACGACCAAGCGCGUUGCCAUUGCAGUGCUCGUUGCUGUCUUCCUGCACGUGGGCUUCUUUCUCCGACACCCGCUCUCGCAUCUGGUCCAAAGUCCAUCGUGCCACCGGCUUCUCGACCAGCUCACCGUCGAGCAGCGCGCGCAGAAGAUCCUGAGGGAGAAUCCACUCAUUGACGGCCACAAUGAUCUCUUGAUAUCGCUUCGUAUGCGAUACAAGAACCUCAUAUAUGGCCAUGAUUUCAAGGAGAAAUUCGAACACGGCGGCUUUCCCCAACACGUCGACUUGCCGCGCCUAGACCAGGGCAUGCAAGGCGGUGCCUUCUGGAGUGCCUUCAUGCCCUGUCCCCCUGGGAACGGAACAGACUUUUCUGAUGAGAAAUAUGCUCCUAUCGUAAAAAUGACCCUAGAGGCCUUGGACACGUACAACCGUCUGGGUCUCGCGUAUCCCAAAUAUUUCACUCUUACCCCCGACAGCUACGCCGCCGAGCAAGCCUUCAAAGCUGGUCGUCUCAUCUCCCCUGUCAUCAUCGAAGGUCUCCACCAAAUUGGCAACUCCAUUUCUACUCUACGCCUAUACCACAGACUUGGCGUUCGAUACGCCACAUUGACCUGGAACUGCCACAACAAGUACGCCGACGCCGCCCUUGAGUCGGACGAAAACUUCGCAGCUAGAAUUGCCACGCCCUAUUGGAAUGGUCUCAGCCCUGCCGGCCGCGACCUCGUACUGGAGAUGAACCGCCUGGGUAUGCUGGUUGAUCUCGCCCAUGUCAGCACCGACACAAUGCGUGAUGUCUUGAUUGGUAACGGCACUGAAGAGUGGAAGGGAAGUAUCGCACCUCCGAUCUUCAGUCACAGUUCUGCAUAUGCUAUAUGUCCACAUCCGCGCAAUGUGCCAGACGAUAUUUUGCACCUUGUCAAAAAGCGCAAUUCCAUUGUCAUGGUCAACUUUAGCCCGGGUUUUGUGUCCUGCAAACCCGGUAAGACGCCAUCUGAUCUCCCCGAAUUUGAUCCAGAAAACUCAACGUUAGACCACGUUGUGAAGCACAUCAAACACAUUGGCGAACUCAUUGGGUAUGACCACGUUGGGCUAGGAACAGACUACGAUGGCAUUGAGUCUACGCCCGAAGGCCUCGAGGACGUGUCAAAAUUCCCUAACCUCGUAGCUGAGCUACUUCGACAGGGCAUCAGUGAAAAGGACGUGGGGAAGAUUGUGGGAAGAAACAUUCUCAGGGUAUGGAAAGAAGCUGACGAGGUAGCUGCGAAGCUGCAGCAGACCGCUACACCGCUUGAAGAUGAUAUACGGAGUCCGUGGUCCUCAGACAAGGACGAACUCUGA
Molecule: messenger RNA, 1425 nt
Organism: Paraphaeosphaeria sporulosa
Lineage: Eukaryota; Fungi; Ascomycota; Dothideomycetes; Pleosporales; Didymosphaeriaceae
Exons: 3
Coding region: 1-1425 (474 amino acids)
Biological process (GO): proteolysis
Molecular function (GO): metallodipeptidase activity
Source: RefSeq, a predicted model, not a curated record